AUGGAUAAAAUUAUUUGUUUAUUUUUAUUAUUAAUUACGAUUUCAAAUACGAAACAAUUCGAUCUAGAAACAUGUCGAUAUCCAUUGGGUAUUGAAACCGGAAAAAUAUUAGAUUCAGCUUUUUCAUCAAGUAGUCAUGCUCGAGAAAGUACAAUAGCAUCUAAAGCAAGAAUUCGAAGUGAAACAGAUGGAUGGUGUCCAUUAAAUCAAAUAUCAUCAACAACAUAUGAAUAUAUACAAAUUGAUUUAGUUAAUUUAACUGUUAUUACACUUAUUGAACUUCAAGGAAAAUUUAGUUUAAAACCAAAUGAACAAUUUGCUGAUUCAUUUCGCAUUGAAUACAAACGAGAAAACGAACAAAAAUGGAUUAAAUAUAAAUAUUUCUCUGGACAAUAUAUUUUAAGUGGAAAUUCAAAUAGUUAUAUACCAACAAUGCGUGAUUUACUUCCAUCAAUUAUUGCACGACAAAUUCGUAUUAUACCAAUUGUUACUGGACCCUUAUCAAAAUAUAUUUGUAUGCGUUUGGAACUCUAUGGUUGUUCUUAUGAAGAUGGAUUGAUAUCUUAUUCAAUGCCGCAAGGUGAUAAACGUGGUUAUGAUGUACAAUUUUUUGAUGAAACAUAUGAUGGACAAAAUGAAAAUGGAACAUUGAAAGAUGGUCUUGGUCAAUUAACUGAUGGAAUUUUAGCUCAUGAUGAUUAUCGUUUAAUGGAUAACGUUCAAGGUAUAAGUCAAAUUGGUUAUGAUUGGAUUGGUUGGAAAAGAAAAUCAUCGUUAACAUCAUAUGUAAAUCUUGUUUUUAAUUUUGAUACUAUUCGAAAUUUUACAUCAAUUCGUAUUCAUACAUCUAAUUUAUUUACACGUGAUAUAUAUUUAUUUCAUUCAAUAACAAUCAAAAAUUGCGAUCAUAGAAAUACUAAAAAUAAUCAUCAAAUAUUUUUGAUGAUAUCAAAUGAUCAUAUGAAUACUAGUGCAAGAUUUAUUUAUAUUUCUUUUAUUGAUAAAAAAACUUUUCUUAUAAGUAAUUGUUUAAAUGUAAUAUUAACAUUUAAUAAUAGAAGUAAAUGGAUAUUAAUUAGUGAAGUUAAAUUUGAUUCUAUCCCAAUAAAUAUCAAUACUCCAAAAGUAAUAACAAUAACAGAAAUUAAUAAUCAUCUACCAACUUUAAUAGAUAAUGAUGUUUCAAAUGUUCAUUAUUGGUUUUGGUUAAUAUUUGCAUUAAGUUUUGUCAUUCUUUUCAUAGUUUCAUUAAUAUAUACCUAUAUUCGUUGGACUCAAACAUAUGAACAACAAACCAAAUUUCGCAAUGUAACAAAUCAUUUGAAAUUCGGUUCAACUUAUCGAACGAUUCCACGAAUGGGUUCUUGUAUUAAUAAUAGAAAUACUUCAUGUAUAUCAUCAAUGUCAGAUAAUGAUAUUCGUCAUCAUUUAAUUAUUUCAACAACGAAUUCAUCGAGAAGUACAAAUAAUUCAGAUUUUAGUCCAGCAACAAUGUCAACUAUUUAUCAAUCAAAUACUAUUGAUCCAUACUUAACUGCUGUAUCAAAUGAGACACCGACUUUGACGACAAAUCCCUACUCUUCGAUUGAUAUAUACACCAGUUCCGUAUCUGAUACAUUACCAAUCAGUAUAGAGAAUACAAUAAAAAAUAUUCAAGGUCCAUGUGGUAAUAGUACAUAUGAAUCUUUGCUUUCAUUAAAUGAUUCUCAAUCGACAAUGUUUGUACCACGUGUAAAUAAUAAAGAACUAAUUGUUGAACAACCUUAUUCAACAAUAAAUGGAUGUUUUGGAACGAUUUUUCAAGGUUAUCUUUAUCUUCAUCAUUCAAAUGAUAAUCUUAAACGAAUUCUUAUUAAAAUUUUAACAACUAAUGAUAUAAAUCAAAAAGAAUUAUUUGAUAAAGAACAUUUAUUACUUAAUGAUCUUAAUCAUCCAAAUUUAGUUCAAUUUUAUGGUUAUACAAUUGAACAAAAUUAUGCUCUUGUUGAACAUAGUGAUUUAAAUGAUCUUUAUACAUAUUUAUUAACAUCAACAAAUAUUUCAAAAAAUAUUCGUCUUCAUUUUAUGACUCAAUUAUCAAAUGCUCUUUUUUAUCUUGAAUCUCGUCAUAUAAUACAUCGUGAUAUAGCUGCACGAAAUUGUUUAAUUUUUCCAAAUUAUAAAAUUAAAUUAACAAAUUCAGCUGUGGCAUCUGAACAAUUUCAAUUACAUUAUUAUAAAAUUAAUCAUAUUCAAUUACCUAUUCGAUGGAUGGCACCUGAAUGUAUUUCAAAUAAUGAUUUUACAUCUCAAUCGGAUGUAUGGUCGUUUGGUAUAACACUUUGGGAAGUAAUGACAAAUUGUAUAACAUUACCUUAUGGUUUAUUAAAUGAUGAACAAGUUUAUCAAAGAUUAAAAUUAGCUAAAGAUUUACAUUUAUCUAAACCAGAAUGUUUAAGUAAAGAAUUGAUUGAUUUAAUGCUUGAAUGUUGGCGUCCUUAUAAUGAACGACCAAAAUUUCAAGAAAUCUAUACCUUUUUAAAUAAACGUCUUUAUGGUCUGCGUAUUGUUUGA
This is a messenger RNA of Rotaria sp. Silwood2, 2553 nucleotides long. The record is from the annotation of a GenBank genome assembly. Lineage: Eukaryota; Metazoa; Rotifera; Eurotatoria; Philodinida; Philodinidae.